AUGGAGGAGGAAGAGACUCUAUCUGAUGAGUUUGAGAUUAAAAAUCUUCAAGAACAACAAAAUUCUUUAGUAAUUGCGGAUGAGAGUUCUCAAGACAACAUUAUUUCAGAGGAUUUUAAUAAUACGAAUUUGGAAAAGGAACAUACGCAAAUCAACAAUGGAUUAAAUCAAAUGGAUCAACCCACAACUUCUAUUCGGAACGAAGAAGGAAAUGCUACAACAUCUAUAGAUAUAAUUGGUUGUGCACCUCUCCAAACAUUAGCUAGUGGACUAGCAUUUGCCAGAAUUGCUGACCUUUCUGUUCAAAAAGAUGAACAUGUUCUUCGAUGUCAUGGCUUCAAAUCUAUUUUUAUUCCAUGUGAAAGACUUGAAACUGUUUAUCAAAGAGAUAGAAAAUAUAUACAAUUGAGGCAAAUAAAAGAAGUAAAGGAAAAAAAGGUGGCAAAAAAAGAACGAAGACGAAAAAAUAAGGAAGCAUAUCGAGAUGAUUCUGAUAGAGAUGAGCGGGAGAAGAAAAGUAUGUAUAUUGUUUAA
This is a messenger RNA of Meloidogyne enterolobii, 534 nucleotides long. NCBI's taxonomy places the organism in Eukaryota, Metazoa, Nematoda, Chromadorea, Rhabditida, Meloidogynidae. The record is from the annotation of a GenBank genome assembly.